AUGGCCUCCCUCCGUACCACCUCGCGAUUGUUCGCGGCAUCGCGGCCAAUGUUCCGCCCUGCCUUCGCUCGCACCUAUGCGACCGUCGAGCCUACUCCCUCCGAGCAGCCUAAGAUGAAGACCUUCAAGGUCUACCGCUGGAACCCGGACACACCCAGCGAGAAGCCCCAGAUGCAGUCCUACGACCUCGACCUGAACAAGACUGGACCCAUGAUGCUCGAUGCGCUCAUUCGGAUAAAGAACGAACUCGACCCUACCCUGACUUUCCGGAGAUCUUGCCGUGAGGGUAUCUGCGGUUCUUGCGCUAUGAACAUCGACGGUGUUAACACUCUUGCCUGCUUGUGCCGCAUUCCCACCGAUACCAAGUCCGAGUCUCGCAUCUACCCUUUGCCUCACACUUACGUCGUCAAGGACUUGGUCCCUGAUAUGACCCACUUCUACAAGCAAUACAAGUCUAUCAAGCCAUAUCUCCAGCGCGACACCCCCACCGAAGAUGGUCUCGAAUUCCGCCAAUCCCCCGAGGAUCGCAAGAAGCUCGACGGUCUCUACGAAUGCAUUCUGUGCGCCUGCUGCUCAACCUCCUGCCCUUCCUACUGGUGGAACAGCGAGGAGUACCUUGGACCCGCUAUCCUCCUCCAGUCCUUCCGUUGGUUGGCCGAUUCCCGUGACGAGAAGACCGCCGAGCGCAAGGCCGCUCUCGACAACAGCAUGAGCGUCUACCGUUGCCACACCAUUCUCAACUGCACACGGACUUGCCCCAAGGGCCUGAACCCAGGUCGCGCCAUUGCCGAGAUCAAGAAGAUGUUGGCCGUCUAGAUUUGUGGAUAUAAAACGGAGUACCGCGGAAUUUUCUUUUUCUGUCCAAUGCCUUUCCAGUCGCCUUUCCUCUGUUUCUCUAUUUCCUAUUUUCGUUUUACUUUUUUUCCGACUAUUCCACG
Penicillium concentricum is the source of this 938-nucleotide messenger RNA. RefSeq names its product succinate dehydrogenase iron-sulfur protein subunit SDH2 (gene sdh2). Gene Ontology annotation, cellular component: mitochondrial membrane. Gene Ontology annotation, biological process: tricarboxylic acid cycle; aerobic respiration; respiratory electron transport chain. Lineage: Eukaryota; Fungi; Ascomycota; Eurotiomycetes; Eurotiales; Aspergillaceae. Bases 1 to 816 code for a protein of 271 amino acids. The transcript is spliced from 3 exons. Gene Ontology annotation, molecular function: 2 iron, 2 sulfur cluster binding; electron transfer activity. The record is from RefSeq and is a predicted model, not a curated record.